AUGUACGAAGACAAGAGUAACGCAGAUCGCCGCCCCGUCAGCACCUACUUGGCUUACAAAGAGCACCGGCCCACAAGCAUGAUGACCGAUGAAUCUCCUUUCUAUCUUGCGGUUAAUAACGAAAACCCGAAACCUGGUCAAAUGUGGUUCAAAUGCUCUCCGCUUGGAGUCAACUCCUUGAGAAGCAUGCUCAAGAACAUGAUAAGAGGUUCGGGCCUAGAAACAGAUAAAAAACUUGUAAAUCACAGCACAAGAAAGCAUUUGGUUCAGAAGCUGGUUGAUAAUGACAUACCGCCAAACGAAAUCAUUCAGAUCACUGGACAUAAAAACGUUAACUCUUUAAACAACUACUCAUCUUAUCCGACAAGAAACAGCAGAAGAUUUCCGCUGUGUUGUCUAAUGCAGCCAGUACCAGCCAAAGCUUGUCAGCCGUAUCUAUUGAAGAGAAUACUAAAGCUGAAAGCUUUUUAUCAGGUGCAACUUCGGGAAGUUUAUUUCAAAAGUGCCAAAUCGCAACGGUAA
Messenger RNA from Porites evermanni, 522 nucleotides. NCBI's taxonomy places the organism in Eukaryota, Metazoa, Cnidaria, Anthozoa, Scleractinia, Poritidae. The record is from the annotation of a GenBank genome assembly.